AUGACUCCUUCCCCAACUCGAGAUGACGAUCGUCAUCCCGGGUUUACUGAAGUAAAACACACCGCCUUACUAGUAAAGCCAACAAAUACUGUUGGAAUAUUUAAGACUCCUGUAAUGGUGCCAUUUUCGUUGGCGUACAUCUUCGCCCUCCUAUGUGAAAUCUUCCGUGCCCGAGGUCAUGGCACAGCUUUGUGGGCUGUAAACUGUGGCGGCCCCUUCCACGAAGACGUUAAUGGCGUUGAAUACAUGGCAGACCCUCUUGAUGCGGGCGUAGCAUCAGAUUAUGGAACUAGGUUUACUCCUUUCCACCGCGUCCCCGAAGAGGAUUUUAUUUUAUAUCAGACCGAAAGAUACGACACUAGAGAUUUUUCAUAUGAAUUUCCGAGACCGUCGGAUGGUGCUUAUGUUUUGACGCUUAAAUUUUCCGAAGUUUGGUUUGACAGGCCAGGUGGCAAGGUUUUUGAUGUAGCUAUCAAUAAACACAUAAAAGUGAUAUCGGACCUGGAUAUCUUUGCCAGGGUCGGAUUUAUUACAGCGCACGAUGAGUACAUACCGUUCUCCAUAAAUAAUAACAUUCUUCAAAUUGGGGAUGCCUCCAUGGACAUUACCGGACAAAACUCCAUUACAGUCAACUUUCUUAAGGGUAGCCAAGAUAACCCCAAAGUGAAUGCAAUUAUUCUCUACAAAGGAACAAUUGAAGAUGUGCCAAAGUUGCCACCUCUACAACAACAAGAGCCGGAGCCCCCGCAGCCUGAUACCUUCACCACUCCCACACCUUCAAGGCGACCGCGAUCGCUGCCUCUAAAUGCCCCUCCCGCUCCAGACCCCUACGGCUCCAUGGACAGUUCAUAUGUAAUACCGGUUAUCGUCUGUUUGGCUGCUUUCUUGCCCGUCAUAUUUUGUCUUUGUAAACUAUAA
Messenger RNA from Dibothriocephalus latus, 918 nucleotides. The record is from the annotation of a GenBank genome assembly. Lineage: Eukaryota; Metazoa; Platyhelminthes; Cestoda; Diphyllobothriidea; Diphyllobothriidae.